GUUUCAGAUGAGCGAGACACUGUGCAGAAGAAGACGUUCACCAAAUGGGUCAAUAAGCACUUAUCAAAGACGGGUCAAAAAGUGGAGGAUUUGUUUGUGGACCUCCGCGACGGAUAUGCACUGAUUGCACUUUUAGAAGCACUGACUGGCGAACGAAUUCAGAAGGAGAACGGAUUCACACGAUUCCACCGUAUUCAAAAUGUGCAGUACUGUCUGGACUUUUUGAAGAAGAAGAAUAUCAAACUGGUGAACAUUCGACCCGAGGACAUUGUCGAAGGAAACGGAAAACUGACACUCGGCCUCAUCUGGACGAUCAUCCUCAAUUUCCAGGUCUCAGUUAUCAGACAACGUCUUCUGAUGGAGUCUCAACACGAACAGCAAAUGAGUGGCUCUAUGCACAAAUCCUCCUCCUCACAGGUCUCCGAAGCGUUACAUGGAAGCGAUGCGACAUCGGCGCGCGACGCACUGCUUCAAUGGGCGCGAAAGGUGACCGCCGGCUAUCCUCGUGUGAAUGUGAACAACUUCUCGAGCUCAUGGCGUGACGGACUCGCCUUCAACGCAAUUCUCCAUCGAUAUCGGCCGAAUGCUAUCGAUUGGAAUAAGAUCAGCGACGAAUCGGUGUCCAACCGAGAGCGUCUCGACAACGCGUUCGCCGCGGCGGAACGCGAAUUCGGCGUCUCACGUCUUCUCGAUGCCGAAGACGUCGAUACCAAUAAUCCAGACGAGAAGUCGAUCAUCACCUACGUCUCGUCUCUCUACAAUGCUCUUCCACACCUUCCAGAGCUUAAUAAGCUUCAAAAAGUGCAAGACGAGUACAUCGAAGAGGCGUACGAAUGGCGCGAAUGGGUGGUGCGUGCCAUCCAGCUCGUCAACGAUCGCCUUCUCCAAGGAACGUCAUCUGAACUGAUCUACGAACUUCAACGCUUCCGUGACGACGACCUACCACCAAGAGAGGAGCAGAAACGACGCCUAUGCCUUGUCUACGAUCAUUUAGAGAAGAUGAUGAGGUCCACGGAGCUCUUUGCGAUUCCCCAUGAGCUCAGUGCUCGCGAGCUUCAGAAGGUGUGGCAGGAGUUGUUGAAUUCGAUCGAUCGACGAUUCGAUCUGUUGGAACAUCAUCGUGUACAGGAGGGAAACUCAUCGGACAUCAUCAGCCGUCUGGACCGUGGAAUCGGAAUCGUCAACGAGAAGCUGGACCUGAUUCUGAAGAGAAUUGAAGACGUCGAGGCUCGUGUCGACACCUCCCCACCAGCAGCCGUCGAGCGUACCGUAACCGAGAUCGUGGACGAUUUGAAUGCCCUCGAGGCACCGAUUGCUCAGCUUUUCGAGUUGGUCGAAGAGCUGAAGACUAUGCAACAUCCAGAAGCCAACGACUUCUACCGAAGAGUCUACGGACUGCACCAACGAAGAACCGCCUAUCUCGACCGGCUCACCAAUCAGAUUCUGGUUCGGCUGGGAGUCCGUACGGAUACACUGCACAAAGAGAAUCAAGCACGUCUGGAGAACAUGAGACAGACGUCGUUCAGCAGAGUGGAAGAGUGUAUCGAAUGGGUCCGAGUGAGAAUGGAGAAACUGACGACGAUGGAGUUCCUGGAGGAUCUGGAGACGUUGGAACACAUCUUCGAGCAGCACAAGCUCGACAACCGAGACAUCCAGGACUUCAGACAGAACGUUGAUGAAUGCAUCGCCCGACAAGCUGAAGUCUCCGCUGAAGACACCUACGAAUACUGUGAAUUGCUGAGAGUCUUGGAGUCGGAAUACCAGCAGCUGAGGGAUUUGAGUGCUGGAAGAAUGCUGGAUCUGGAUUCUCUGAUUGCCUUUGUACGUGCUGCACAGCUCGAGCUCAUCUGGGUUUCAGAUCGGGAGAGAAUCGAGGUGACCCGUAAUUGGAGCGAUAUCAAACAGCUGGACCUUCCAAUGCUCACCAACUACUACAAACAGUUGCUGCACGAGAUGGAGCUCAGAGAGAAGCAAUACAACGAUGUGCAUAAUCAAGGAGCGGCUCUUCUCAAUCAAGGACAUCCGGCUGUGCGAGUAAUCGAGAUCUAUCUGAAAACAAUGCAAACUCAAUGGGAUUGGCUGCUGGCCCUAUCCAAAUGCCUUGAAGAGCACCUCCGCGACGCGCUGAACCUCAAGUCGUUUAUGGAGGAGGCUGCCGAUGCGGAAGCAUGGAUUGAGGAACAAUCGGCACGUCUUGAGAACAACUACAAUCGAACGGACUUCAGUUUGGAGGAGGGAGAGAGGUUCCUGAGGGAGCUUGAUGAGAUCAAGGAGAUUCUGAACAAGUACCAUCAGGUGCUGAUGGCACUCACCGAGAGAUGUGCUUCAAUCUCGCCGUUGUGGCAGCGAGGAGAGAGGAUUCCGCAUCCGAUUACUGUAACUGCCCUGUGUGACUACGCGGAUCAGAACAUCACAAUCAAGGCGGGAGAUGAUGUUGUUCUGCUCGACAACUCGGAUUUGAUCAAAUGGACUGUGAGGGAUUUGUCGGGAGUCGAGGGACAAGUACCAUCGGUUGUGUUCCGUAUCCCACCACCAGAUGCCCGUCUGACGGCAUUCUUGAAUCGCCUACUUCAACAAUUCGAGAAGCUCAAGAAGUUGUGGGAGAAGAAGCAUCGAAUGGUUCGAUUCAACAUGGUUCUGAACACAAUGAGAACUAUUCAAGGCUGGGACCUGGACACGUUCAACUCGAUCGAUCCCGACCAACGUGACGCAAUCAUGAAGGCGUUGAACGACGACGCGAACAAACUGCUCUCCGAACUGGAUCCCAACGAUCCGCUGGCCCUCCGCCUCCGUGAGGAACUCCGCAAGACGAACGAACACUUUUGGAAUCUGCUCAACGCCUCGCAGAAGCCACCAGAGCCCGAUUGGGCGUCUCAAUACGAUCAGAAGAUGUCGGAAUUGCUCAGAAAACUGGAGGAGGCGUGGAGAAAGCUGAACGACGCCGUCGGCAAGCCAGUCUCUCGAUCACCGGAAGAGCUGGAACGCGUGAUUCAUGAGCACAAGAGAUUCGAGGAUGCCCUUCAGGCCCUUGAUGGAGACGUUGCCAACGUCAAGGAGCUGUUCCGUCAACUGCCAAACCCCACGCCGACGCAACGUGUCAAUCAUGAUCGUUUGAAUGGACUUUGGGAUGAUUUGUGGGACUUGUCGAGGAUGUAUGUCGAGCGAAUCAAGGUAUUGGAGUCGGUUCUGAAUGGCAUGGUCGAAGUCGCUGACAUCGUGAAGCAGCACGAGAUAACGUUGAACUCAUUCGACGAUCUGCCGGCUGCGCUCGACAAACUGCGUGGACACCACUCGCAGUUGCUCGAGAUCAACAUGGUGCUCAGGGUGAGCAGCGUUUUGAGCAAUUUUUCAAAUUUCCAGCAACAACAAACCGUCAUCGAUCAGCUGAACAGAAAUGUCGCACUGCUCCGCCAACACGUCGCCCGUACUCGUAUCAACGAGGGACACCACCCCGACGUUGACGCUAUCGAAGAAGAAGUGCAAAAGCUGAACGUGCGUUGGGAGAAUGUGAACGCUCAAAUCGCCGAACGCCUUCUGGCCGUCGAGAAAGCUCUCCAGAUUCAAAUGGUCUAUCGAUCGGAAUACGAGACGGAGAUCAAGUGGUUGGACGACGUCGAGGAGACAAUCAAUCGACUCCGGAAACCAGAUGAGCUGCGUCCCGAGGAGUAUCAGCAUCAGUUGGAUACGCUCACCCAGAUGUACUCCCAUCUUCAAGAACACACUCAAGCCAUCGAGAAUGUGAACAAAGAGGGUGGAGAGUUCAUUCAUAAGGCCAAGAUGUUCGAUGCGAAACUCGGACAGUACGGAGAUGCGAUCGUUGGAAUACACGGACCCGACGUUCGUUCGUUGUUCCGCCGGACGAAGCCACAGCCGAAGAAUGGCGCACAGAUUGUGACCGAGGAGCUGGAGGUGAGUGUUUUGUCA
This is a messenger RNA of Caenorhabditis briggsae, 3924 nucleotides long. RefSeq names its product Protein CBR-VAB-10 (gene Cbr-vab-10). Gene Ontology annotation, biological process: wound healing; intermediate filament cytoskeleton organization. The transcript has 12 exons. The record is from RefSeq and is a predicted model, not a curated record. Lineage: Eukaryota; Metazoa; Nematoda; Chromadorea; Rhabditida; Rhabditidae. The annotation marks the transcript as partial. Gene Ontology annotation, cellular component: membrane; intermediate filament; cytoplasm. Gene Ontology annotation, molecular function: structural molecule activity; protein binding.